AUGGAGCCCGUAUCUGCUGCAGCAGCAGCAGCAGCUGCAGCAGCAGCAGCUGCUACUGCAGCAGCAGCAGUUGCAGCAGCUACUGCUGCAGCAGCAGCAGGUGCAGCAGUAAGAGGCGCAGCAGCAGCGGCGGAGAGACAGCAGCAGCAGCAGCAGCAGCAGCAGCAACAGCAGCAGCAGCAGCAGCAGAACCUGCAGCAGCAGCAGAAACAGCAACAGCAGCAGCAGCAGCAGCAGCAGCAGCAAAUGACUACUCAGUGUUGUCCGUGCGUCGUUUGUCAGAAUCAAGCGACCCAGCAGCAGCAGCAGCAGCAGCAGCAGCAGCGCAACCAACAGCAGCAGCAGCAGCAGCAGCAGCAGCAGCAGCAGCAGCAGAAGAAGAAGAAGAAGGAGACAGUGAGCUCAGCAGCAACAGGCUACCGAGUAUAA
Molecule: messenger RNA, 429 nt
Organism: Eimeria mitis
Lineage: Eukaryota; Apicomplexa; Conoidasida; Eucoccidiorida; Eimeriidae
Exons: 2
Coding region: 1-429 (142 amino acids)
Source: RefSeq, a predicted model, not a curated record